AUAAGCACUUCCUACCGGAAGUACAGCCCCUUUUUUCGUUCCUGUCUUAGCUUGUCCGCGUUCAGUCCGCUGACACGGCAUCAUGCCUCGCAAGAUUGAAGAAAUCAAAGAUUUCCUGCUGACGGCCAGGAGGAAGGAUGCCAAGUCCGUAAAGAUCAAGAAGAACAAGGACAACGUGAAGUUCAAGGUGCGCUGCAGCAGGUACCUGUACACCCUGGUCAUCACUGACAAGGAGAAGGCAGAGAAGCUCAAGCAGUCACUUCCUCCAGGUCUGGCUGUCAAGGAGCUGAAGUAAACUUGUGAUGUAAAGAGAAUUGUAAUAAAAAUUGGAAAAGCAA
Entelurus aequoreus (snake pipefish) is the source of this 338-nucleotide messenger RNA. Its product is annotated as large ribosomal subunit protein eL38. Gene Ontology annotation, cellular component: ribosome; cytosolic large ribosomal subunit. The coding region runs from base 83 to 295 and encodes 70 amino acids. The record is from RefSeq and is a predicted model, not a curated record. Gene Ontology annotation, biological process: translation; protein-RNA complex assembly. The transcript is spliced from 5 exons. Gene Ontology annotation, molecular function: structural constituent of ribosome. Lineage: Eukaryota; Metazoa; Chordata; Actinopteri; Syngnathiformes; Syngnathidae.